This is a messenger RNA of Pseudomyrmex gracilis, 2773 nucleotides long. RefSeq lists its product as uncharacterized. The transcript has 7 exons. Bases 878 to 2251 code for a protein of 457 amino acids. Gene Ontology annotation, molecular function: dCMP deaminase activity; zinc ion binding. The record is from RefSeq and is a predicted model, not a curated record. Gene Ontology annotation, biological process: dTMP biosynthetic process; dUMP biosynthetic process. Gene Ontology annotation, cellular component: cytoplasm. Lineage: Eukaryota; Metazoa; Arthropoda; Insecta; Hymenoptera; Formicidae.
AAAAGGUACAAAGAAGAUGAAAACAGUUUAAGAUAUCUUAAAAGUUACUUCGAAAACUCAGGUGAAUGUGAAUAAAUGGCUGCGUUCAGCAGAACUCAGCGCUUAGCAGCCAGCAGCAUUAAUGUUCUGCUGAACGCUCUUGUGCGUGUGUAUGACAUUUUACAUACAUGCAGGUAGAUUAGGUAUAUACACUACAAAAAUAUAAAACUAAAAUAUUUUAUAAGUAUAUUUUACUUUUUUUACAAUCAUAUUUUUGUAAUGCUCUUAUUAUGUUAUUUUUACUUAGUAAAACUAAAAAAAAUGGAGGAAAUAAUACACAUUGCCAUAGAGAACGGUAUUAUAAAUAAUAUAUUUAAUUUACUAGAAGAUCUAGACAAUAACGGAAAGUAUGAAAAUCAUUUAGGAAUUUAAAAAAAUGAUAAAUCAAGGAAUGAAAAUUAUUUUGAGUUAGUCAUUCCUCGAUACACAAAUAUUCAAGUUGUAGAACAUUUUAGAAUGUCACGGAUCUGUUUUGAAGUAAUAUACAUUUCAGUCAUAUACAUUUAUAUUAUUUUUGUUUAAUUGGAUACAAGUAAAUAAUGUUUGUGUGUGAGGUGUCAAAGUUUGCUGCGCAAUCAUGUUCCGUUGCGCUUAUUAAGCAUAUUUUGAGUUUGCUACAAAACAUAGCGACCGCUUAGCAAACAUGUUGCAAAAGCGUAAACCGCUAAAUGGCAGUGAGCAGAAAAUCUUACAACAGUUGCAAAGCAGCUUGUUCUGCUGAGCACAGCUAAUGGUUGGCAAGCUUACGGGGAAUCCCCAACGUCGACUUAUAAGUGCGUGGCGAUAAAAAUACGUUUACAAAGCAUCUGUGAAAAGAACACAGUAGGAUAGAGACAAAAUGGAGUUACAACCAAAAGUAACAAGUUACGGAAUAGAAAACUCGCCAUGCAUUACUUCAGAUGAAUACUUUAUGGGAAUAGCAAUGCUUCUUGAGAAACGAUCCGAAAAAGGUUGCUAUCCUGUGGGUGCGUGUAUAGUUAAUAGUGAUCAAAGAAUUGUCGGAACUGGAUAUAACACAAUAUACAACGGAUGGAAUAAAAAAAAAGACAGAUUUUUCAGACCUCUUUUUUUGUACCAUGCAGAAGUGGCAGCUAUUUUAAAUAAAACUUCAACGGAUGUCAAAGGCUGUACAAUGUAUGUCACACAAUUCCCUUGUAAUAACUGUGCGAAUAGAAUAAUAUCAUCCGGCAUAAAAAAAAUUAUAUAUUGUGAUAUGAAGCGUGACCACGCGCAUACUACAACAAGAAUACAAGCCGCAAAAGAAAUAUUUGCUGCUAAUGGCGUAACUUACACAGAAUGUACAACAAUUUAUGACAAGCUUGUUCCUGAAGCUUAUUGUAGAUUUUCACGAUUGACAAACGAGGAAUGUUUUAUGGGAAUAGCGCAUCUUUCUUCAAAACAAAGUGGAAAUGAGGAAAAAAUUGGUGCAUGCAUUGUUAAUAAUCAUAACGUUAUUGUCGGCGUUGAAUAUAACAGCCUCUCUAGAAAAAUGGAUCAAAUAUCAUUAAGCUCCCUACAAAAAAACAUUCCUGCUUCAUACUUUAAUGUAUGUUACGCAGAUUUUAUAAUUAAUUUAAUCCUAAGCACUUCAUGUGAUGUUAAAAACUGUACGAUGUAUGUCACUUCUUUUCCUUGCAAUGAAAGUGCGAAAGUAAUAGUACAGUCUGGCAUAAAAACAGUAAUAUACUUGCGUAAAACUACUGAUGAUAAAACAAAAGCCGCGAAGAAAAUGUUUGACGCUGAUAAAGUAAAACAUAGACAAUUUGGUGUUAAGAUUUCAAACAUAGAAAUUUUUCGAAGUGAAAGUACCACAGAUUUGAAUACAGUAAUAGAAUUGAUGAAAAAAUUACAAAUACAAAAAGAAAAUCAAGUAAAAGAAGAUGGAAAGAAGAUAAAGAAAAAAAAACAAACAAACCAAACAAAAUCUACAAACAAAAUUGAAAGUGGAAGUAAAGAUUUGCAUGCAACAACGGAAGUCAGUAAAAAAGUUCAAACAGGAACAAAACAUCAAGAAAAAAGAGGAGAAAAGAAAGGAAAGAAAAACAGGAGUAAAAGUCAAACAAAAUCUACAAACAACAUUAAAAGUGGCAUUCCUACAGGUUUUAAUCUUUCAGCUACUACGAGUGAACAUAAUCGCUCGUCACAAACCUCUGUUCAUAUACUACGGGCAACUACAAUCACUCAAGAAACGUUGUUCAUAUACUACGGGUAAUAUAGUCGCUCGCCAUGAAACGAUCUUCACAUGCUAUAAGCGAUUAUAACAGAUACGCAUUUGAUGAUUUAUCAAUGAAUUCAAAUGCAUAUGUGUUUUGUCCAUAUCAUUUGAUUAAGUUUUUGUUUUUAUUACUAACUUAAUGAUAAUCAUAUCCGUUUGGUAAAUAUGUGCUUAUGAUGUGAGAUUUUAUUUAGUAUUGAUAUAUUUUGACGACCAGUUCCGCCGAAACAGUUAAUACAGCAAUAGAUAAUAUCAUCAAAAAGUCAAACAAAAAAAGAAUAUCAAGAAAAAGAAAAGAAAAAAACCAAAACAAAAACUAUAAGCAAGCAAACAAUAAACUUUAAGUUCUGUUUUCAAUUUAUAUAAUGGAGAAUAUAUAAAAGGUUAUUCUAGUUUUAGCUUAUGUAUUUAAUAAAAGAUACACAAAAAAUACACUUCUGUCGACACAGAGAAUCUGAGAAAAUGAAAUAAAAAUAUAUAAUGUAAAAUUAAGAAAGAAUGUAUUUUGUAAUAGUAUAA